GUUCCUUACACCGGAAGUCGCUUUCUGAGCUAGCGUGCGGUCUUUGUCAGCUUCCACCAUGGCGUACCGUGGCCAGGGCCAGAAAGUGCAGAAGGUGAUGGUGCAGCCCAUCAACCUCAUCUUCAGAUACUUGCAAAAUAGAUCUCGGAUUCAGGUGUGGCUUUACGAGCAAGUGAACAUGCGGAUAGAGGGCUGUAUCAUUGGUUUUGAUGAGUACAUGAACCUCGUAUUAGAUGAUGCAGAAGAGAUUCAUUCUAAAACAAAGUCAAGAAAACAACUGGGUCGGAUCAUGCUAAAAGGAGAUAAUAUUACCCUGCUCCAAAGUGUCUCCAACUAGAAAUGAAAUCAAUGAAGUGAUUGAGAAAUUCUUGAGAAGGACAUGUAGUUUGUUUUUUUAGAGGUCCCUUGUUGGGAGUAUAGUUCCAGAACAUUUGUUCCUACUGUUUUGAUUACCUUUAUGUUAUUACCAGGUGACAAUAAAUGCUAUGGGAUUGUUUUUAUUUAAACAUUUACAUUGUUUCUUUUUAUCCAGUGUUAGAGACCUUUUACACAGUGGCCCCUAUGUUUUCUGAAUUGUGGCAGGUGCCCUGGCCUUUUGUUUUUGGUAGAACCUGGGUCUAGAUUCUUAAGGCAAAGAGUAGGAAUUCUACCUGACAGGUAAGCUUCUGAUACCAGAUCAUGGGGAAGAGGAGGGUUUGCAAAAAUAAAGGUUAUUGAAC
Molecule: messenger RNA, 719 nt
Organism: Suricata suricatta (meerkat)
Lineage: Eukaryota; Metazoa; Chordata; Mammalia; Carnivora; Herpestidae
Gene: SNRPE
Product: small nuclear ribonucleoprotein polypeptide E
Exons: 5
Coding region: 59-337 (92 amino acids)
Biological process (GO): spliceosomal snRNP assembly; mRNA splicing, via spliceosome
Cellular component (GO): U2 snRNP; U4 snRNP; precatalytic spliceosome
Molecular function (GO): RNA binding
Source: RefSeq, a predicted model, not a curated record